Aspergillus heteromorphus CBS 117.55 is the source of this 4239-nucleotide messenger RNA. Its product is annotated as RNA helicase aquarius. Bases 1 to 4239 code for a protein of 1412 amino acids. Gene Ontology annotation, cellular component: catalytic step 2 spliceosome. NCBI's taxonomy places the organism in Eukaryota, Fungi, Ascomycota, Eurotiomycetes, Eurotiales, Aspergillaceae. The transcript has 4 exons. Gene Ontology annotation, biological process: mRNA splicing, via spliceosome. Gene Ontology annotation, molecular function: helicase activity; mRNA binding. The record is from RefSeq and is a predicted model, not a curated record.
AUGGGCCUACAGACUCGUCAGGCAAUGGCGCCGGGCCUGGACUCCAGACCGACCGUGGAGGAUUUCCGCGAAGACAGCGCUUGGGUGCGGCUGGCCAAAACCCACUGGCUGGAGGGUUCCAAGGCCCGCAAAGUCAAGCAGGAUGUCAUCAAGAAGGACAUCUGGGAUCCCCUCGAGGCUGAGGGCUUUAGCUUUCGCUCACUUCUGACGCUGGAGAACUUGAACAUACUGGAAAAGUUUCUUUGGCCGACCUAUACGGAAGAUGCCUCGAACUACCACGUGCUACUGCUCGCCCUGGUUGUGAGUGUGAAGCAGCGAGAACAUUUGUCUAUCUGGGGGAUCUUCUCCGAUCGACCGGAUGAUUUCUCGAAUCUUUUCCACCGGAUCCUUUCAAUGAGCAUUGACCCGUCGCUCAGUACGUUUUCGCGGUCGUCGAUAGUGUCGUUCAUCAUCAGUGCCUUCCAGUCCGUCGAGAACCCGUUGAUACGCAAGGAAUGUGCCCCGCUUGUCUCCAUCUCCAUCUGGCACAACUUGUCGAGCGAAGAAGCCAGAGACCGUUUAUCAGCGAAAAGCCCGGCAUUGAAGAAGGCCUGGAGGGCUGCGGCGAAACGAUACGAUGCAGGAGAUGAAGCAGGCAAGGCAAGGAUUCGCUUCGAGCGAUCCUGGCUGUAUACCAUGCUUUUGGAUUUUCUACGGAGGCUGAACGGACCUGAAAAGGACCAGGCAGAUAAUCUGCAAUACUGCGAACGAUUUCUUGAGUUCCUUGUGGAUCUAGAAAGCCAACCUCCCACCCGACGCUAUGUGAACACACUGUUGAGCGAUCUCAAUUUGUUGCCUGUUAUCCGCCUAUCGCAAUUAUAUCGCUCUUCGGACCAUGCGUUGCUCCGGGAUCUUUGCAAUCUCCUGAAGCAUUUCUGUGCGUUUGCAAUUGACGACUUCAGUGGAGAGGCUUUGACUCCCCAAGCCGUAUACGAUGCCCACUGCCAAGAGCUAGCACGUCUACAAAGGACCUCGAUGAAAUUCUUCAAAGACAAGCUAAUGAUCCUAGCUCUGUCAAACUAUGGAUCCCUCGAACAACGCUCCGAGCUAGAGGGGCAAUUGGUUGCCUUGGACGAUUUCGAGCUCCAGAGCCUGUGCUCUCACCUCGGGUUCCGCACGGAAUAUCCGAAACAGUGUCAAAUCACCCCCGAUCGCCAUCUGUAUCUGGAAAUUCUGCUGUCAUUCUAUGAGCGGAAGCCGGCAUUCCAAGAAACUGCCUCCCAGCUGAGCAUCGUUCCCACCGAAGAAAACCUCUAUGACCCGGCAUUACUACGCAACGAAACCUACGAUGGAUCCCGGCCGCUUGCGAUCCCCAAGCUGAACCUUCAGUAUCUUAGCCUCGGUGAUUUUAUGUGGCGUUCCUUCCUGCUCUACCGUUCGGAGGCAUUCUUCCAGAUUCGCAAAGACAUGGAGUCGAUUGUGAAACGGAUGCAGCCCCGCGCAAGCCGGGAUGGGAAGACCUUGACAUUUGACGGAUUCUCGAGGAUGGCCAUCCCUAUCACAAAGCCUGCUAUCAUCGAGGUUGCACCUCCCACAGUUGGCUCGGCAAAGCCUGCGUUUGUAAGAGCCGAAAUAGCUAUCGAGGUGGGAAGACUGGCCGAGCACAUCCGAGUGGAAUGGGAAUCACUUCGUCCGGAAGAUGUCGUCUUCUUGCUGGCUGUACAGUCCGAUGGCGCUGGGCCCCGAGAUCCCGAAAGUCCCAGUCUGAAACAUCUUCGAACAGCAGAGAUUGUACAGGUGCUCGAUGAAAACGGUCGCCCACUGCGUGAAUCUGUCUCAGGCCAGUCGAACGGUCACAGAUCUAGGCCACGGGUUAGGAAAUUGCUGGUCAACUUAGACCCUGCUGCAUUCAAAGCAGACAAAGACAGCCUUGCGCGAGGGAAGCCGGAUGUUUACCCGUUUAUCAACGUGAUAGCGAGACGGAAAGGACGGGAGAAUAACUUCAAAUCCAUACUUGAUACCAUGCAAAAGCUUAUCGUCUCGGACAUCGCCCUCCCUUCCUGGAUCCAGGACAUCUUUUUGGGAUACGGAGACCCAUCUGGGGCCCGGUACACAGAGUUGCCCAAUCGAUUGAAAUCUGUUGAUUUCCGGGACACAUUCUUGGACUGGCAGCAUCUCAUUGAAAGCUUCCCUGGCUCGACCAUAGAGCCCUCGAAGGAGGAAACGUCAAGUUUUGGCCCUCCGUACAUACUUGAAUACGCCGAGGAGCCAUCCAACCCGCCUGCGACAGGUACUUCUAAGAAGCGGAGAAGGCUUCAAGCAGAAAAGGCAAAUGGCCCCAAGUCACUGCGUGUCUCGACAUAUAAACCGCCCAAUCCCGGCCCCUAUCCCAUUGACGCACCCAAGCUCAAUACCGUCCGGUUCACCGCGGCACAGGUGGAGGCUAUCGCCUCUGGAACCCAGCCCGGCCUCACCGUUAUUGUUGGACCUCCUGGCACAGGCAAAACCGAUGUUGCAACCCAGAUUAUAAACAACAUCUACCACAAUUUCCCUAAAGAGCGCACACUGCUUAUUGCGCACAGCAAUCAAGCGCUGAACCAACUCUUCCAGAAGAUUGUUGCGCUGGACAUUGACGAACGUCACCUUCUCCGUCUCGGCCAUGGCGAAGAGGAGCUAGAUACUGAGACCAGUUACAGCAAAUACGGACGCGUAGAGUCAUUCCUCGAGAAUCGCAACCAGUUCCUCGGGGAAGUUACUCGACUAGCAGCUUCGAUCGGAGCACAGGGUGCCCAUGGCAACUCCUGUGAGACUGCUGGAUACUUCAAUACCGUUCACGUUCAGCCUGCAUGGGCCAAAUUCUGGGAUCACGCUCGCAGCGAGACUGCUUCAACCGAGGAGAUCAUCGCGACAUUCCCCUUCCACACGUAUUUCACCAACGCACCGCAACCUGUUUUCAACCCCAGUGCUACAAAAGAUACCCUGCUUGAUGUAGCCGAGGGUUGCCAGCGGCACAUUGCGAAAAUCUUCUCCGAAUUAGAAGACAUUCGCCCAUUUGAAAUCUUGCGUCAACCUAAGGACAAAGCCAACUAUCUCCUUGUCAAAGAGGCAAGAAUCAUCGCCAUGACGUCAACACACGCUGCCAUGCGUCGUCAGGAGAUAGCUAACCUUGGAUUCCAUUAUGACAAUGUUAUCAUGGAAGAGGCGGCACAGAUCACAGAGAUCGAGAGCUUUAUCCCUACUGCCCUGCAGAACAUGAAGAGCGGCGAGCUCCCUCUGAAGCGUGUGGUCCUAUGCGGUGACCAUCUUCAGAACUCUCCCAUUAUCCAGAAUAUGGCUUUCCGGCAGUACGCUCACUUCGAGCAAAGUCUGUUCCUCCGUCUGGUGCGGCUGGGGGUUCCAGUAAUCACACUCGACCAGCAGGGACGCGCAAGACCAAGUAUUGCAGAGCUCUUCCGGUGGCGUUACCAGCAACUUGGAGACCUGCCUGUUGUUCAAACAACCUUGGAAUUCAAGCAGGCGAAUGCCGGCUUCCAAUUCGACCACCAGUUCAUCAACGUCCCUGACUAUCAGGGCACAGGCGAACGCGAGCCCACUCCCCAUUUCAUUCAGAACUUAGGAGAGGCCGAGUACGCCGUUGCCAUCUAUCAGUACAUGCGUCUCCUUGGAUACCCCGCUUCGAAGAUCACUAUUCUUGCCACCUACGCUGGCCAAACGGCAUUGAUCAAGGAUGUCCUCGGCCAUCGUUGCGCCAAGAACGGACUAUUCGGAAUGCCCAAGAUCGUGACGACGGUGGACAAGUACCAAGGUGAACAAAACGAUUAUGUAAUCCUUUCUCUCACAAGAACCCGUACUGUCGGCUAUCUACGUGACGUCCGCCGCCUCACCGUUGCACUGUCUCGUGCCCGUCUUGGACUGUACAUCCUCGGCCGUCGCGAGGUGUUCGAGUCGUGCUAUGAGCUCAAGCCCGCGUUCGAUCUGCUAUUCCAGCGCCCGGACAAGCUUAUGCUUGCCCCGGGCGAGAUGUUCCCGUCUGCACGCUCACUAGAUGAUGAGGUUCAGAGUACAGCGAUGGAAAGUGUUGAGCAUCUCGGCCAAUAUGUGUUUGAGAUGACCCAGGCCAAGCUGAAAGCCAUGGGCGAAGUCAGUGUCGUGGUCGACAAUGAUAUGCAGGUCGGUGAGGAUUAUGUGAUGGAUGAGGAUGAGGUGAUGCUUGGGGCCGGGGAGGAAGGAGAAGAUGAUCCUUUGCACGAGCAUGCAUGA